ACGGCUACUGAAUCCACGCAGCCACUGUCUCGCUUUGUGAAACACUACGGACGCAAGACUGUUGCUGAGUGAGACAGAAGUGUGAACGCGUUCAGAAGCAAUCUCAUCGCUAAGAGGCAGACAAGAGAGAAAAAUCUCCCAUUUACUGUAACGUUUAAAUGGAUGUGAAAGAGGAGAUGUGUGAGACUGACCUGAAUAUCAUGGAGGAGUGGACCACAAAUGUUAAGGAGGAGGACUGUGAGUGGGAGAGUGUCCACCCCAAACAGGAGAGUCUGGACAUUAAGGAAGAGGACAGUGAACUGGGGUCAGUGAGUUUUAAGGAGGAAAAUGAAGAGAAAUGUGUCAGCACUGAGAUGCACAACUGUGGGAAUAUGGAGAGUUUCGAGGAAGACGACCUUCAUUAUGGACAUCAAGAUGGAGCUGUGACCGGGUUAGUCUCUUCUCAUAGCAGACACUCUUCAUCUCCGGAGUCUUCUAUCAAUGUAAAAUAUGAAUCAUUACAGUCUGACAGAAAGAUGACUGAAGAAAUUUCAUCUCCUAGAACUAAGGAAGGUCAGCCACCACCUAAGACGUCAUCUAAAACAAAGAAAAAGAAGAAGAUGCCAAAAAUGUAUCCAGCUGGCCAGAAGAGUUUACAGAAAGAAUGUCAACGUGAAGAGGAUGUCUCUGAAAAGAGGAACAAAAGAAAGGGUAGGACUAACAUUCAGAGACCCCGCAAAAUUAUAAACCGUAUGAAGGUGAGAGACUGUAAUCCUCAAUAUAUGGGCCCAGAUGAAGACUUAAACAGAUUGGGCUCCAGUUUGGGCAGACGCUGCUCCUUGAAGGACAGUAAAGCCCACAAGCCAUCAGAAUCCUCAAAGACUAACACAGUGAGGCCUGAGAAGAAAUUGUGUCCAAAUCAAACUGGAGAAGAGAAAAAGAAGAAAAUGCCAAAAAUGUAUCCAGCUGGCCAGAAGAGUUUACAGAAAGAAUAUCAACGUGAAGAUGAUGUCUCUGAAAAGAGGAACAAAAGAAAGGGUAGUACUAACAUUCAGAGAUCCCGCAAAAUUAUAAACCGUAUCAAGGUGAAAGACUGUAAUCCUCAAUAUAUGGGCCCAGAUGAAGACUUAAACAGAUUGGGCUCCAGUUUGGGCAGACGCUGCUCCUUGAAGGACAGUAAAGCCCACAAGCCGUCAGAAUCCUCGAAGACUAACACAGUGAGGCCCGAGAAGAAAUUGUGUCCAAGUCAAACUGGAGAAGAUUUUCAAGAGAAUGACAACUUGUCCUCUCUUCAGGUUCAUCCACAGAUUAAACAACCUGAUAAGAAUAGGAAGAAACUGCCAUCUGCAACAAAGAACUUGGUAACGGCCUCUCAGCACCCUAGAUUUCAGCCCAUUGUGAAGCUAACAAGGAUCGAUGCCAUCAAAUCUCAAGGAGUGUACAAUCUAAAUCCAAUCCGCCAACAAUGUGUGGGAACAUUUAAAUACAAAUUGAAUUCUAAAGAUAAUGGAGGGAUUCAUGGGAAUAAGAAACUGUAUCACUGUCUUGAAGGUGGGAAACAAUUCUCAGAUAGUCACAUGCCUAAGAAACGCAGAGAAGAUAAUACAGGGAAGGAGCCAUACCACCGUUCUGAAUGUGUUAAGAACUUUUCAAAACACAGCCAUAUCACAACUCCUAUUGUAGAGAAACCAUAUUUGUCUAAACGUGGCAAACGAUUCUCACAAGUGAGCCACCUUCAGACACAUAUGAUUGGUCACGAAGGACAGGGUUUAUGUUGUUGUCCAACAUGUGGUAAACAUUUCUUUGACAGGAGCAGUCUUUUCAAACACAAAAGAAUUCACACUGGAGAGAAACCAUAUUGUUGUUCUGAAUGUGGCAAACUGUUCUUACAAUCAAUCCAUCUUCAGGAACACAUGAGACUGCACACAGGAGAACGGCCAUUUUCCUGUUCUGAAUGUGGCAAACGGUUCUCACAAUCAAGCCAUCUUCAGAUACACAUGAGAGUGCACACAGGAGAACAGCCAUUUUCCUGUUCUGAAUGUGGCAAAUGGUUCUCACAAUCAGGCAAUCUUCAGACACACAUGAGAGUGCACACAGGAGAACAGCCAUUUUCCUGUUUUGAAUGUGGCAAACGAUUUUCAGAUAGCAGUAGUCAUCUGAGGCAUUUAAGAGGUCACACUGGUGAGAAGCCCUAUGGCUGUCCUGAAUGUGGCAAAAGAUUUUCCAGCACAAGCAAUCUUCUGCGUCAUGCAGGAGUCCACAAUAAAGACCAUCCUUAUGCCUGUUCUGAAUGUGGUAAGAAAUUCUCACAAAGAAGCAGUUUUCAUAAACAUAUAAGAACACACAUUUGAUAGAGGCCAUAGUUGUUUCCUGAUUGUGACAAGUUCUUCACCGAUAACAGCAGCCUUCAUAGACACAACAGAAUUCAUUCUGGAUUACGGCCAUGUUGUUGCUCUGAAUGUGGCAAGCGACUCAUACAACCCUGCAGUCUUCAGUGACAUGUAAGAACUCACACAGGAGAAAAGCCAUACCGUUGCUCUAAGUGUCGAAAAACAUUCAUACAGAAAACUCCUCUUCAGGGACACAUGAAAAUUCAUGCUAAAAAGGCAAAGUCCAAAGAGACUGUAAAUAACAAAAAGAAAAAUCUGAAAUAAUUCAGUCAGGUGUGGAAAGAAAAUUGAAAUUGCUUUGCUAGUUGGUUAUACAGAAUGCAUUUGACAAAAAGUUGCAGACUCAUUUUAGGCAACCCUGCUUAUUAAUUUACUGUAAGUGGCUUUUGCACUAAUGACUAUUGCACAUUGUACACCGGUCUACUAUACAAGUUCUAAUGUUAUUUAUCUUAUGUUAUACUUCUAUGCUUUUUUAUAUUUUAUUGUACUACGAAGUUGAGAGAGAAACCGUAUUUUGAUUCUCCGGUAUGUUCUGAACAUAUAGUGAAUUGACAAUA
Messenger RNA from Erpetoichthys calabaricus (reedfish), 2926 nucleotides. RefSeq names its product zinc finger protein ZFP2-like. The transcript has 6 exons. Gene Ontology annotation, molecular function: DNA-binding transcription activator activity, RNA polymerase II-specific; RNA polymerase II cis-regulatory region sequence-specific DNA binding. NCBI's taxonomy places the organism in Eukaryota, Metazoa, Chordata, Cladistia, Polypteriformes, Polypteridae. Bases 159 to 2330 code for a protein of 723 amino acids. Gene Ontology annotation, cellular component: nucleus. Gene Ontology annotation, biological process: central nervous system development; regulation of transcription by RNA polymerase II. The record is from RefSeq and is a predicted model, not a curated record.